UGGCGCUCUAGGAAAUUUUAUAAAUCUAUGCGAAGCUUUCUACGUAUGUAAUACGUUUAUGGUUUUAAUCUCCUUGGUGAUUGCACUUGCACUUUGGAUCGCCUUGGAUAUUUGAAUGAUAAGCGAAAGAUUUUCUUCCUGUAAAAUUUGAAAAGUGGAGAAUUAUUUAAAAAAAAGAAAAAGAAAAAGUGAAACGGUACAAAGUGAUAAUUAGAUUGACCGUGUGAAGAAAUAGUUGAAAGAAGUCUGGUGCAAAGUGUAUUCUUAAAGAUUUGGACGCGUAAAAUAUGCAGCAACAGAAAUUUUUUAGUUCUUGUAUCAAAAUAAACGGAAUAUCUCUUCUUUCACCUUUAAUGACCGAUAGCAUCAAAGAAGAAAUGAAACAUUAUAGAGCUUUAGCAAUAAAAGUAGAAGAAAAAUUAAAAAGUAGACACCUAGUUAAACGCAAUAUCAAAGAUAAAUGCGUACAAGCCGAUGUAAUAGAAACGGAUAAAUUAAAAAGUAUCAAAUAUGAUUCCGACAGUGACUUAUCCAAUCGUGAUACAACGAGCGAUACCAAUAAUAGUGACUCGUAUUCUAAAACAACAAUCAUUGAGCCAAUGAUGCAAGUUACCGGAGAAACAAGAGACAAACAUAAUAUUCAGUCUGCUACAUCAGAUGCGCAACAUUCACAAGUUUGUUUAACAGAUAAUAUUAAUGCGAAACCUGCAACUAUAGAGACUGAUCAAAAUGAAUACAUUACUGCAACAGAUACCCCAGCAUUGAAUGAAGAUGUAUCUUCAGAAAGUUGGAAACCCAAAAUACCCAAUACAUUAAAUAUAGUUCCGAUAACAUUAAGUAACGAAGAGAACAAUAUUAGUUCUCUUGCAGUAGCUUCCAAGGAAAAUAAAAGUCCGCCUAAAUUAUCGCGUCAAGGUUCUUAUGUAUUGGACACACCUAGUCCUAUGUUGCUCGCUCAGAUGCAUACAGAGAAAGAAUUGAUCGAUAAGAAUUAUGUUCCCACAUCUACACCUACACAUAAUGCGUCGCAACGAAAACAAUGGAACAUUGUGCAGCCUAAGAUGAAGUGGGAAAAUAAGCAACUUGUAGCAGAGGAUACCAAAGCAUCAAACAAGUUAGAAUGCACAAGUGAAUCAACUACAGAGCACACAGAGUUUAAUACUUUAGCAGAAUCAUAUCAAGUAGACCAAUUUGCUAAUAGUACUAAAACAGAAGUUACAGAAGAACAUAUAUGUAAAUUUACAUCACCUAAACAUAAUGAUAUAUUUGAUACAAGUCUUAAAAAACAAAAUUCCUUAGAAAAAUUAGAAAAAGAUAGCAGCCUCUGUGUAUCAAACUUAUCAAGUGAAAAAUCUGUAGAAGAUGCAAAUAGUCUUAAAUCUCAAUCCUCUUGCAUAGAUGAAAACAAGCACGAUAAAAUGGAAGAUACCAAAGAACAUCAAAAUUUAAUUAUCAAAACAAAAUCAUCUAUUACACCUGAAAAACUUUUGACAGUCUACAAGGAGAUUGAAGAAAUGCAUAAGAAACAAAUGAUGGAGCUGAUAUACCGCCAACAAAAGGAACAAUCCUUGCUACAAGCAGAAUUCCAAAAACAACAGAUGCUCUUAUUAGCUGAAAUACAAAAGUGUUCUUCCAAUAUAUCGUAUCAAGUAAAUGCAUCACCAAAUGUUAUAUCAAAUCAAUUAUCAGUAAACAAGGAGAGACUAGGAGAUAUCACUAGCAAAACAGAACAGCAAUUAAAUGUAAACCCUGCCAGCAAUUCACGUGUAGAAGAGCGUUAUAAUAGUAAAUCAUUACCAAUGAAGCAUGCAAAUGUCAUUGUAUGCCCGCUAGAUUAUAUUUCCUCGAAAAAUUUAUACUUGUUUAAACACUAUAAACCUCCUACUUUCAUUACGGAUACUUCUCCUGCAACUCCCGAUUUCGACUUUACAAAGGAAGUCAAUUUAUGCGAUACUACAUGUAAUAAUAAUAAUAAUGAUGAUGAUGAUGAUGAUGAUGAUGAUGAUGAUGAUGACAGCAAUUGCGAAUUGUAUAAUCGUACCGUAUAUAAGAAUUCAAAUGUGAAUCGGCAGUUGUUUCCAUUAAAUAGUAAUACCACACAUGUCCCAAUAAUAGAUACUUCGGUAUAUCUUGAUAAACAUAUACAGGCAGUGAAUAUCAUCAACGCUUAUACACGAGGUUACCUAGUGCGUAGAUUAAUGCGAACCGAACGCGUUAUUACUUUAAAAAAGAUAUACAAAGAAGCAUUGCAAUGUAUGCUUAAGUUGCACGUUGAUGCACCUUUAAAUUUAGCGGAAGUAGAUUUUCUUCAUCGCCUUCAACUGCAGUGCGAUGCGGCAUCUAUGAAUAUAGUGGACUUAUUUGCCCAGUCACCGACGAAAAAAAUGAAAGUAAUAGCGCAAGAUCGCGAAAUCAAGCAAUCUCGAAUGGAACGUCCGACCUCGUCUCGAUCGUCGUAUUCAUUCGCCACCCAAAAGACUUUAGCCAGAAAAAAUCUGAAGGAAUUUGAAUCCACAAUGACAAAGUACCAGCGGCCGUUGGUCGUAAGAAAAAAUGCCGUUAGAUCAAGGUGUCAGACUUGGACGUCGGAUAUAAGAGACAAACUUAUGUCACCAAACACGUUGCAUCAAGGUAUUAGAAGAAGUACCAGCGCCGGAACUGUUCGGAAGCCGUGGCGAUGAGAAAGAGUGCCUUACGACAUUGAUUAAGCGACACACCAAUCUUGAUAUUAACAAACGGAGUUACUUGCGCGGCUCUCGCGAG
Messenger RNA from Camponotus floridanus (Florida carpenter ant), 2763 nucleotides. RefSeq names its product protein PFC0760c. Gene Ontology annotation, biological process: regulation of cytokinesis; centriole replication; centrosome duplication. Gene Ontology annotation, cellular component: centriole. Gene Ontology annotation, molecular function: protein binding. The record is from RefSeq and is a predicted model, not a curated record. The transcript has 6 exons. Lineage: Eukaryota; Metazoa; Arthropoda; Insecta; Hymenoptera; Formicidae. The coding region runs from base 288 to 2681 and encodes 797 amino acids.